Messenger RNA from Myxozyma melibiosi, 2226 nucleotides. RefSeq lists its product as uncharacterized. Lineage: Eukaryota; Fungi; Ascomycota; Lipomycetes; Lipomycetales; Lipomycetaceae. Gene Ontology annotation, molecular function: cysteine-type deubiquitinase activity. Gene Ontology annotation, biological process: protein deubiquitination. The transcript has 3 exons. The record is from RefSeq and is a predicted model, not a curated record. Gene Ontology annotation, cellular component: cytosol; nucleus. The coding region runs from base 1 to 2226 and encodes 741 amino acids.
AUGUCCUUCUUCAGAUGGCGCGGCAGCAGCACCAGCAGUGGCUCCUCUAACGCGCCCGCUGUGGGCUCUUCUCCGCAGAGAAACUUGGGCUACUCCACUCUCGCUGCGGGAAAUCAGACUGACGCCGCGGGAAACCCGUUUGCUUCCAUUUCGGAGCUGCCUGAUCAAGGCGAUGGCAGCGAUAAGUUCUUUGGCAUGGAAAACUUUGGAUACACCUGCUACUGCAAUUCGGUCCUGCAAUGCCUCUUCUACUGUCGUCCCUUCCGCGAGGCAAUCAUAAACUACCCGCCCACUCGCACUCCUCGCAAACGACGCACCUCCGUCAAAGGCAACUCUCCCCAUCCCUUUCUCCUCGCCCUCAAGGCUCAAGCAGAGCGGGAAGCUCUCGAACGUGCCGAAAACGGCAAAGCCGACGAUAAAUCCAAAAAGGGCACAAAGGCCAAGCGCAAUAACUCAGUCAUGUCUGUUCUCUCCUCGUCGUCAUCAAACAGUGCGUCGAACGGCAACAGCGUCAGCUCGCCGAGCUCAGGUACAGUCUCGUCCUCGCCCCCACUCUCAAGAGACUCCGGAAUGCUUUCCCCCGGCACCAACGGAAACCCGCCAUCACUCUCUCCGCAGCCUCUCAACUCCAACUCCCUCCCCCUCCGCGGCGACGACUCUGCGACCCCCGAACAAAAGAAAAAAGCCGCACUGAUGAACGGUCCGAUUAUCAAUAUGGAUCACAGCAUGAACGAGACCUACGGCAUGCAGGAAUCCCUCUUCACAACACUAAAAGACAUUUUCGAAGCCAUGGUCGAAAACCGAUCGCGGACCGGCAUCGUGUCGCCCGCAAAACUGGUCGAGGUGCUCAAGCGGCAGAACGAGAUGUUUCGGUCGUCGAUGCAUCAGGACGCGCACGAGUUUUUCAAUUUCUUGCUCAACGAGGUCGUCGACAAUGUCGAGCAGCACGAAUUCCAACUCGCCGCCAAAAACCCUGACUACACGCUCAAUACGCGCUGGAUCCACGAGCUGUUUGAAGGCCAGCUCACGUCUGAGACAAAGUGUUUGACGUGCGAGAACGUUUCCCGGCGAGACGAGGCCUUUCUCGAUCUCUCGAUCGAUCUCGAGCAGCACUCGUCUGUCACGUCGUGUCUUCGCCAGUUCUCGGCUUCAGAGAUGCUGUGCGAGUCAAACAAGUUUCACUGCGACUGCUGCGGUGGGCUGCAAGAGGCCGAGAAGCGAAUGAAGAUCAAGCGGCUGCCAAAGAUCCUCGGACUGCAUCUGAAACGGUUCAAGUUCACAGAAGACAUGCAGCGCAACGUCAAGCUCUUCCACAAAGUCGUCUUCCCGUACCAUCUGCGCCUGUUCAACACCACCGACGACGUGCAGGAUCCAGAUCGGCUCUACGAGCUAUACUCGGUCGUCGUGCAUAUCGGCGGCGGACCAUACCACGGCCACUACGUCUCGAUCGUCAAGACCGAGCAUGCGGGCUGGGUUCUGUACGAUGACGAGAUGGUCGAGCGCGUGGACGAUGACUACGUGACCAAUUUCUUUGGCGACAAGCCCGGUCUUGCGUGCGCCUACAUCCUAUUCUACCAAGAGAUCUCGGAGGCCGACUACGAAAACGCAAGGCGCUACGGUAGCGCGUCGGCCGCGACCACGUCGGCCAUGGACAGCGCCGAGCUCGCGAGAGUGAUCACAAACCCGUUUCUUUCCUCGUCUAUCCCCGAGAAGCCAAUUGUUGAGAAUAACAACACGACGACGACUGCCGCCGCGACUGGAGGUACACCGCUAGCGCCGACGCUAUCGACGCCACCGUCGACGAUUUCGUCAUCAACCACGCCGAUCUCGUCCGCGAGCUCUGCGAGCUCUGCCGCGGGCCUGACGAACCCCGUGCUGGCAGCGAACGACUCGCAGCGCAAGCUUCUCGCGACGAAGGACGUCAGUCCGCCGUUGUCCACCACCACGACGACGCCGAGUAACGCUACCACCAAGAAAUCGCCGCCGCCGCCACCGCCGCCUCGGAGGGGAAGCACGCCGCUUGGAGCGACUGCGCUGGCGAAGAGUAAUUCGGUGCCGGUGGGUGCAUCGCCGCCGGUGACGAUUAACGAGAAAAGCGGGGGUAAGGAGAUGAAGGGGAAGAAGGAAGGAUCGGGCGGGUUGUCGCGGUUCAGGAGUACGUCGGGGUCACAAAACAACAAGCGGUUUUGGAAGAAGGAUAAGGAGAAGGAGAAGGAAAAGAAGUGA